ACAAGUUCGCAGUUCAGUUCAGAUCGGGCAACCGGCUUAGCAAGAAGACAGCGCAGCGAGCGCUCUAAAAUAAGAAAAAGAAAAUAAACUCCGAGCUGAUUGAAUCGAUUGCGUAUUCUGUAUUCAUUAUGAAAAACGUACAAACGAGAUCAGAGAACGUUGAGGAUCAAGCAGCGCAUACAAAUGGCAAACAUAUGAGGGGUCUGAUAUGGUUAUGUGGUGUUCUCAUGAUUCUGGUCUCCACAGCCAUCGUUUACUUUGUCUGGAUGAUGACUAGAAAUGUCGACACGCUUAGCAGAGGUUUGCGCAUUCUCGAUCGCAGCGAAUGGCUGGGGGAACCCCCGAGUAGGGUUGAAACCCUCAUUGCGCCUAUUUCUCAUGUUAUUAUACAUCACACAGCGACGGAGGGAUGCGAGAGAGAGGAAGAAUGCAUUUAUAGAAUGCGCAUGAUACAAACGUUUCAUAUGAAAUCUAUGGGAUUUACAGACAUUGCUUACAACUUUCUGGUUGGUGGCGAUGGACAGGUGUAUGUGGGACGCGGCUGGCAGGCUCAGGGUCAACAUGUGAGGGGUUAUGGAGCGGUAUCCAUAAGCAUUGCCUUCAUAGGCACCUUUAUCAGUGUGCCACCAAAAAAGAAACAAUUGUGGGCAGCCAGAAGACUGAUGGAGGAGGGAGUUCGAUUGCAUAAAUUAGACACGGAUUAUCACAUCUAUGCCCAUAGGCAAUUGAGUGCCACGGAGAGUCCUGGCGAGAAGUUGUUCGAACUGAUGAAACUCUGGCCACGCUGGUCUGAGGACGUGAUUACGCUGCGUCGUCUCAACCAGGAACCAUUAAGACUUGUGGAUCGUCCCGUCUGGUUGGCUCAACCGUCGGUGGAAAUAUUGCUGCCCCUACAAUUACCUGUCAAAAAAGUGCGCUUUGAAUGCACAUCAUCGGAUUCCUGUGACUCACAAGCUAGUUGCACCUUUCGCAUUCGAUUCUUGCAAACCUUUCACAUCGAGAGUGAUCAUCACAAGGACAUCAACUACAAUUUUGUGGUGGGUGGCGAUGGCAACGUUUAUGUGGGUCGCGGUUGGAACCACAGCUGUGAUGUGCCGCAAUUCGAGGGAAUCGUUGUGGGAUUUGUCUGUCAAUCAAAGCCAACAACAAGUCAAAGAAAAAUAGCAAACGAGUUGCUCUCCAAGGGUAUCAAAUUGGGAAAUCUAUCUUCCGAUUAUCAGCUGAUAGAUGAUCUAGAUUAGUUAAUAGAAUAUAGCAAAUUAUUGUAAGUACACAUCGAAUUUGUAUAGAUUAAAUUGUUGCUUAUAGUUAAUUAUAUAAACAUGCCUUUAUUCAA
Messenger RNA from Drosophila innubila, 1336 nucleotides. RefSeq names its product peptidoglycan-recognition protein LF (gene PGRP-LF). Gene Ontology annotation, molecular function: zinc ion binding; N-acetylmuramoyl-L-alanine amidase activity. The coding region runs from base 129 to 1241 and encodes 370 amino acids. Gene Ontology annotation, biological process: peptidoglycan catabolic process. The transcript has 4 exons. The record is from RefSeq and is a predicted model, not a curated record. Lineage: Eukaryota; Metazoa; Arthropoda; Insecta; Diptera; Drosophilidae.